Knipowitschia caucasica is the source of this 231-nucleotide messenger RNA. NCBI's taxonomy places the organism in Eukaryota, Metazoa, Chordata, Actinopteri, Gobiiformes, Gobiidae. The record is from the annotation of a GenBank genome assembly.
AUGCCCCAGCCCCUCACUGACCCUCUGCAGGUGAACUACAAGUCCACGUUGCAGAGCCAGGUCCUGGAGUCCCAGGGCCAGCGUCUGGCCUCUGUGCCCUUCGGAGCCGAACUUUCAGAGGAACAUCUGAAGAACUUUCAGGAAGAACAAAUGGGACAGCUGUACGAGCUCAUGCUGGAGUCCACCAAGCCCAACAACCAGUUCAACAUCCAGGAGGACGCCACCAAGUGA